UGUGGAUGAAAUUUAGGAUGCUAUCCUCUCCCUCUCUCUCCAAACCAACAAAAAGACUCCAUUUUUCAGCCAAAAUAAACAAUGCAAUGAUAUAACCAAAUAGUUUUAAUACUCUUUUUUAACGAUCUUAUUAGUUAUUCCGCAGUACACCAUGGGGCAUCUCCUUCUUCCUUGCUACCAACACAACCCAUCUCAACUGUACAAGCCCCUUCUCUCCAUACCCAUUACAAGAAAAAGACCGACUAGCAGGAAUUCAUAUGUGUUGCCAUGUCAAUGCUCAUUGUCUUCUUCCUCAGAUGAUGUUUCAAAAGAAACAAAGCAAUUUUUUCAGUUUGAGGGAAGGAGGGCCUUGGUUGGUUCUCUCCUAGCCACAGCUGCUGGAAUGUAUCUUUGUGAUGUGGCUGAGGCAGUUAGCACAAGUAGAAGAGCACUUAGAGGAGCUAAAAUACCUGAAGAGGAAUUUACAACACUUCCUAAUGGUUUGAAGUACUAUGAUUUGAAGGUCGGGAAUGGAACAAAGGCAGUGAAAGGAUCCCGGGUUGCAGUUCACUAUGUUGCUAAGUGGAGGGGCAUCACUUUUAUGACCAGCAGACAAGGACUUGGUGUUGGUGGAGGAACUCCAUAUGGAUUUGAUGUCGGUCAAUCUGAGAGGGGGUCAGUCCUUAAAGGACUGGAUCUUGGCGUAGAAGGCAUGCGGGUAGGAGGCCAGAGAGUACUAAUUGUGCCUCCAGAGCUAGCUUAUGGAAAGAAAGGAGUUCAAGAAAUUCCUCCAAAUGCUACAAUAGAGUUAGAUGUUGAACUACUAGCCAUCAAACAGAGUCCGUUCGGAUCUGCCGUAAAAAUUGUUGAAGGCUAAUGAAAAUCAAUGUCUUCCCACGGCUCGAAUUGUCUUGUCUAGUUUCUGUGAAUGAAAAUUUUAAGCUCACAUAUGGUGGUAAAAAGGAUUGCCUCUCUUUUCUGAUCUUUAUGUAAAUAAACUGGCCACUUUGUUCCUGGGCUAGAAAUAUGUAACCUGCAUAAUACAAGACUAGUGUUUUUUUUAGUUAUUUGUACAAGUACUAUUUGAAGCUCUUGAAAAAAAAUCAUAUUUUUAGUUUUUAGUGAUUA
Humulus lupulus (European hop) is the source of this 1107-nucleotide messenger RNA. Its product is annotated as peptidyl-prolyl cis-trans isomerase FKBP16-4, chloroplastic. The transcript is spliced from 10 exons. NCBI's taxonomy places the organism in Eukaryota, Viridiplantae, Streptophyta, Magnoliopsida, Rosales, Cannabaceae. Gene Ontology annotation, molecular function: peptidyl-prolyl cis-trans isomerase activity. The record is from RefSeq and is a predicted model, not a curated record. Bases 152 to 856 code for a protein of 234 amino acids.